AUGGCGACAACUCUUCGGAGGCGGAUUCCGCCAGAGACCAGCUCGGCCGAAACCUCCAUGGACUCCAAGGAAGACUCCCCGCCGGUUCAGCUGACAUCCCACGUCCAUGUAAUCGAGCGAGGGCCCAAGGCGCGCAAGCGUCGCAACACCUUCAUCUUCUUGCUGGGUGGUCUCUGCGGCCUCAUAGCUGCGGGCUUCUUUGCCAAGUCAACUGAUUUGAUCGACUUGCCAGAGCUUACAGAUAUCACCAUGGACAGUCUGCUCGAUGUUAUCCCGGCCGGCCUGGUCAAGGACAUGCGAGAGCUGGUUCAAGGAGAGCGCGAGGUUACUUCUUCUUAUGACUCUUUCUCUGUCGGCCUGAGAGCUCGGGCUGAAGGCCUGGAUGCUCACCAUCCCAUGAUCAUGAUACCGGGUGUCAUCUCAACGGGCCUGGAGUCCUGGGGCACGGCUAACAUCUCGAGGCCCUAUUUUCGAAAGAGGCUGUGGGGAAGCUGGACCAUGAUGAGGGCUUUGGUUCUUGACAAGGAGAUUUGGAAAAAGCACAUCAUGUUGGACAAGCGAACUGGACUUGACCCGCCCUUGGUGAAGCUUCGUGCAGCCCAGGGCUUUGACGCAGCCGACUUUUUCAUCACGGGUUAUUGGAUUUGGAGCAAGGUCUUGGAAAACCUGGCCACUAUUGGAUACGACCCCACAAACUCGUUCACGGCCGCAUACGACUGGAGACUUUCCUACCCGAACCUUGAAGUAAGAGAUCAAUAUUUUUCUAGGCUCAAAUCAUAUAUCGAAACCGCUGUUGCAGUUGAAGGCAGAAAAGUGGUCAUUGCCUCGCACAGCAUGGGCAGCCAAGUCAUUUUUUACUUUUAUCACUGGGUUGAGUCGGACCUGGGCGGCCGUGGCGGAGGAGAUUGGGUGGAUCGUCACGUCGACUCUUGGAUCAAUAUCAGCGGCUGCAUGCUAGGUGCGGUCAAGGAUUUGACAGCCGUGCUAUCCGGGGAGAUGCGCGAUACUGCACAGCUUAAUGCCUUGGCAAUCUAUGGGCUGGAAAAGUUCUUGAGCAAGGAGGAACGAGCGGAAAUUUUCAGAGCCAUGCCGGGCCUUUCGUCGAUGCUGCCUCUCGGAGGUAACGCUGUUUGGGGAGACCUAACCGGGGCACCGGAUGACCAACCCGACCAAGGUUUCUCAUACGGAUCCUUUCUGAACUUUCGAGUUGGCUCAAAUUGGACAACUCCCGAUCGAAACUUUACCGUGGAUGCCUCCAUGGAGUAUCUCUUCAACACGACUGAAGAUUGGUACAAGGAUCAAGUCAAACGAAGCUAUUCCCAUGGCGUUGCCCAUACCACCGCAGAGGUUGAUGCGAACGAGAAGGACCCAAGGAAAUGGGUAAAUCCUCUUGAGAGCAGACUUCCCCUGGCGCCAAAUCUCAAGAUAUACUGCUUUUAUGGUGUUGGCAAACCCACAGAGCGAUCAUAUUACUACAGAGCGCCGGACCAACCCACCAUGACCAACCUCAACAUUACAAUCGACGUUGGGCUCACCGACGGUGUCAUCGAUCAUGGCGUCAUCCUAGGCGAGGGAGACGGCACUGUGAAUCUUCUGAGCGCUGGCUACAUGUGCAACCGUGGCUGGCACAUGAAGCGAUAUAACCCUGCUGGGGCCAAGGUCACAGUAGUAGAGAUGCCCCACGAGCCUGAUCGGUUUAGCCCGCGAGGGGGCCCCAAUACUGCCGACCACGUUGACAUUUUAGGAAGAGAGAAACUCAACGAGCUGAUCUUGAGAGUCGCCGCCGGCAAAGGAGAUACCAUCACCGACUACGUCGUCAGCAAUAUCCAGGCUUAUGCUGACAAGGUGAAGGUUUAUGAGGAGGAAGACGGGGCCGAGAAGAAGAAGAGGAACAAAUCAUAG
Molecule: messenger RNA, 1902 nt
Organism: Trichoderma aggressivum f. europaeum
Lineage: Eukaryota; Fungi; Ascomycota; Sordariomycetes; Hypocreales; Hypocreaceae
Exons: 1
Coding region: 1-1902 (633 amino acids)
Biological process (GO): triglyceride biosynthetic process; lipid storage
Cellular component (GO): cytoplasm; perinuclear endoplasmic reticulum
Molecular function (GO): phospholipid:diacylglycerol acyltransferase activity
Source: RefSeq, a predicted model, not a curated record